Molecule: messenger RNA, 744 nt
Organism: Oikopleura dioica
Lineage: Eukaryota; Metazoa; Chordata; Appendicularia; Copelata; Oikopleuridae
Source: the annotation of a GenBank genome assembly
AUGAGCGACACAGAAUCGGACUUUUCGGAAGACUUGGAGCUCGAACUGACGGCGGAGGAGCUCGAGGAGGCAAAGCAGCGCCUUUUGGAAAAGAAGAAAGAUCAAAAUGAAAAGAAGACGACGGGCGAUAUCGUCAUCGACUUGGACAACAAGCCGAAAUCGAAAAAGUAUCUUCCGCCAGAAGAGUUUGGAAUUGAACUUAUUAAUGAGUCAAUUGGCGAGUCUUACAUCGACUUUGAUUCGGCGAAGAAAAACUACGAAAUCAACUUGGAAGAGUUCGAAAAGAAGAUCGAAAUCGGCGGCGAUUUUCUGAAAAAGAAAAGGAUCGACACGGCGAAGUCGAAAUACGCGAAAGCCAAGGAGAAAGAAACGGCGAAGAGCAAAACAGCUGGGAAGAAGUGGUUCGAUAUGGCAGCGCCGGAAUUGACGGAAGAGGUGAAAAACGAUUUGAAACUGCUGCGCUACCGCCGCGUGCUCGACUCCAAAACAUUCAUGAAAAACAGCGAUCGACGCGGAGACGCCAAAUUCUUCCAGCUGGGAACAGUGAUGGACAGCUCAGACGACUUCUACAACCGACUCACCAAAAAGCAACGAAAGGCAACACUCGUGGACGAGCUUUUGGCGGACUCCGAGUUCCGAGCGCUGCAGAAGAAAAGAAAAGCGAAGAUGAACGCCCAGGCGGCGGAGAAUCGCGGCAACCCGACCAGAAAGAAAGCGAGGAAGAUAAAAACUCUGUUAUCCUGA